CUAUGCGUAUUGAUCCAUGUCAUGGUGAAUUCCUCAACCAAAGGGUCAAUCUAGGUAGUUAACUCACGCCAAACCAUACUGUUUGUGCUGCCUGAAUCGGUUCCAUGGCAAUUAUUUCCGUUUGAUAUUGGUAAUGCGAGUGAAAUGAAAAAGAAAUGAAGAUGAAAAGCCCCUAUGGACCAACUACACUUUAUAUGUUAGCCAAGAUCAGUCACUAUGACCUCGCAGAUGAUGGGGUUCUCACUCGCGUACUAAGUAUUCCGUAUACUACAGUGAUCUUUCCCCCGAGAGUUGAUCUGCUAAGACCAGUUCUCCGUUUGCAGCCGAUCCGCCACCGGAGUUGUGGAAUCCAUACAAGAGUGGCGUGUUCGGACAUAAGCCCAUUCCCGGGCCGUGCGACUACCGUAGACUCACUUUUUUCCGAAGCGUCCAAUUCUCCGUCUGUUUUCUCUGCUCUUCGCCGAUACGGGACUCGGUAUCCUACAAGUAUGAACCAGCAAGGAGAAUGUAGUACACCCAUACGGAGUGAUGCUCACACACUACAUCAACAAUCGGCGUCAGGAAAACCAGGUCCCACGCGUCGAGCGCGGAAGCCACGGAAGUGUCUUAGUUGCGAGCCCUGCAGGCAUUCCAAGUUACGAUGUGACCGCCAGCGUCCCUGCGGUGCCUGUCAGCGACGGGAUUGUGUUUCGGCUUGCUCUUUUCAUCGCUUCAAUGGCCCCCUAACUCCGGGCGUUGAGCGAACUUCACGUUCGCCGAACCAGCUGCAGCCGACCUUGCAGCCGGCCGGCGGACUGAUCACCCCACAUUUGGUUCCGUCGGUUCAGAACAUCAACGAAGAUCCUGUGGCACCUCAAGGAUCGCUGUCUGGAACCCAAGACUCGCCUUCUGGUCAUGCCCGAUGGGACGCGGUCUUGCGACGUCCUACCGUUGACCGUAAUGAAACUUCAUCUGCACUGGAGAGUCUAUUCGUGCCUUCCUCGGUCCCACCUGUGAUUUCCAAAGAAAUAUUAUUACAACAGUUACCGUCCGACAGCUUUUGUGAAUACUUAAUUUCGGAAUACUUCACGCAUCUUUCUCCGCUGUUUCAUAUUCUACACGGACCCACAACGGGCGAGUAGCCGACGAUCGGAUCAUCAAAAAAUCAGCACCCACAAAAAACAC
Aspergillus ruber CBS 135680 is the source of this 1164-nucleotide messenger RNA. Its product is annotated as Zn(II)2Cys6 transcription factor domain-containing protein. The record is from RefSeq and is a predicted model, not a curated record. Gene Ontology annotation, cellular component: nucleus. Lineage: Eukaryota; Fungi; Ascomycota; Eurotiomycetes; Eurotiales; Aspergillaceae. Gene Ontology annotation, biological process: regulation of DNA-templated transcription. Bases 156 to 1121 code for a protein of 321 amino acids. Gene Ontology annotation, molecular function: DNA-binding transcription factor activity, RNA polymerase II-specific; zinc ion binding. The transcript has a single exon.